Salmo salar (Atlantic salmon) is the source of this 4346-nucleotide messenger RNA. The record is from RefSeq and is a predicted model, not a curated record. Lineage: Eukaryota; Metazoa; Chordata; Actinopteri; Salmoniformes; Salmonidae.
CUGUUCUGACUUGGUGGUGCACAUGUCUGUUUUAUAGAAAUGUCAUCAUCAAAUAUUGUAAGAGCUUUCAUUGUCUGCUUAAACGCCCCCUUUAUUUAUCAUACGAUUCUGACUUGGUGUACAGGGAGAAUACUGUAAGAACGGCCCAUGUUCUGAAUUCUGUUGCUGUGCAUUUCAAAAGUGCUGAACAAAAGGUUAUUUUGACUACAUCCGUCUUAGCUCGCUCAUUAAUGUCUUAUUCGAAAUUACGGAUUGCCUCUUAUCUGCUCAUGGUUCCCUUAUACCAUAGUUUGUACAUCUCAAUUGUCAGUAAAAUCCACAUUAAUUUAAGCAAGUCAGCCAUAUCAGCUAUGUUUUUACAAAGGCAGUAAAUGAGGCUAAAUGAACUGGUUCGCUGCCAGACAAGGCUCUGCGUAUAGCCAGAUGUAGCGGUUGUAAGGACUCACUCCAUGGUGCUGAAAAGAAAGCUCUGCUGUUGGGACAGCUUUAUGUAGGCCAUAACAGUUGGUGGGCACCGUUUAUCACCGUUCUAGUACAAUUACUGUAUUGUUUAGUGUUGUGUAGUGGCUUUGCUGGCAUGUUUUUUUUUUGCCCCACCAAGAUUUAUAUGCUAAAAUCGCCACCGCACAUGGCCAUACACCCGCACACGUAAAGACACCGAAGCACCACCCAAGGAAACAAGACACAGGAAGCAGAGGAAAAGGGUCAAACGCUAAAGGGUUCUCCAGUAACCUCACUAGCUAAUGAUGUAAUGGAACUCAUCGUUCCUCCACUCCUUGGUGACACGGCACUGCGAUUGGUGGCGUUAGAUCACUAGAGGCUCUGCUCACUACACAAUUACUAGCGUAUAGUAUUUUAUAUUAGUCGUACACUUAGAUUCAGAUAAGUGCGCAUCAAAGAUCUUGACUGUUGACAAUAGAGAAACCUUCCUCUUAUACAGUAUGCGCCAAUGAUCAGUCACGCACUGUGCAAUUCAAAUGACGGAGCAUUCUCCAGAUGCAUGGCCUCCUUACAUCCAUCUCUGUUAGCCUGUACACCUGAGUGACCACAUCAUAUGGAACAGCCAGUAAGUAGGCUUAUGACCUUUCACCUUACAACCACAGACCCCCCCCCCACGCCUUCCCUAAUUCCCCCAACACCUGUAGCAGCAAUGUGACCUGAGUGUCUUCCCAAAAUACUCCACUGUAACCUUACCCGCGAGGUCGAGGAGCUUUCAGACGUUACUUGAUCCCCCCUUUUUAUGUGGCACGGCACACUGGUGUUGCACCUGCUCAGGUGUCCCAUUCUCUCCAUCAGGGUGUGGCCAGAGUGAAGACGAGAGAGAGAGAGAGAGAGAGAGGAGGACAACAGAAAGAAAGACAGACCAGUCACUGAGUUUGUCAGUCAGUUGGCUAGACCUAGAUCUGGCCAGUUUGUCAGGCAGUUUGUCGGGCAUACGGAUUACAAAGGUCAAUUUGCCAGUUAGUGAGUUAGUUGGUGAAUACAGUUUGCUAGGAAACUGGUAUGUGAGCAAUGGAGUAUGCUAUCAGGUUCUCCAUUGGUGGUGGUCAGUCAAUUGGUCAGUCACUCAGCUAGGCAGUAGCAUUAUAUCCUGGAUGUUUGUCAGUGCAGUCCUUACUCUCCCAUCGCUCCACCAGCCUCCAGUGGUGGUCAUCUUACUACCAUGGGGCCAAGAUGAUUAGCUGGGUGAGGAGAUAUGGCCAUGCCUGAUAGUGACAAGACCGCUGCUGAUGGUUUAGCCGAAGAGAGGGAGGUGUGUAGCCAGACUGACCUCCCGAGGUCUGCGUGUUUUAACGUCAACGCUGUUCAGAUGAACGAACAACUGACAAGGGAGACUCAUCCUCAUCUCUUUUUCUUUCUAUCUCGUUCUCAUUUUCCCCUUUUCUCUCCCCCUCUCUCUCUCUCACGCCAUCCAUCUUCUCUCUCGCACGCCUUCCCUCUAUUUCUCUGUCUCUCUAUUUGUCUCUCUCUCUCUCUCUCUCUCUCUCUCUCUCUCUCUCUCUCUCUCUCGUACACACUCCAUACAGGUGUCUGGGGCAGAGGGAAUGGACCCGUUCCGUAUUGAGGUUGAGUCUGUGAGUAACGAGGACCUGCCAACCGUGGAGAUCCCCACCACCUUCAAUGUCAGCCCCCUCAGUAGCCAGACCAGCGGCUCCUUCUCUCAGGACGUCCAGGACCCCCAUGUACCCACCGCUCCCCUCCAGGAGCCCCCUGCCCCCAUCCCAAAGAGCCAGGGCCAGCUCACCCCACCCAGCUACCUCCCUUCCAUGCGCUUCAUCAAGGUCCGGCCCUUCAUGCACGAUGACGGCUUGGUGGAGUCUAAGACCCUAUGCAGCCAGUUCAAGGCACACUGGCUGCUGCUGGUGAUUGUUGCGUGUGGUCUACUGGCCCUGAGUCUAGCCCUAGGCAUUGGGCUUGGAGUGGGAGUCAGCUGCACGGGGAAGUUCCACUGUAGCACAUCCACUUUGUGUUUUGCCAGAUCUGCGCAGUGUGAUGGAGUCAGCGACUGCGCAGAUGGGGAGGACGAACUGCAAUGUGUGCGUCUGAGUGGGAGGAGCUCUGUGCUGCAGAUCAACAGUAGGGGUGUAUGGAGGACUGUGUGCUCCACCAACUGGGAUCACACACUGGGUUAUUCUGCCUGCAGACAGCUGGGAUACUCCAGCUACAUCAGUUCCAGAUCCCUGCCUCUCUCCUCUGUCGAGUCGGCCUUCCAGGCUAACCUGGUAUCAGUCAACCUGAGUCAUCCAGAUCGCCAGCAGACUGUCAAGAUCCAUAACACCACCUUCCUCAGUAAGACCCAGUGCAGCUCUGAGAGUGUGAUCGUACUCAAGUGCCUAGAUUGUGGCUCCAGGCCCAUGUUCAGGUCUCGUAUUGCGGGAGGGAACGUCUCCCAACCAGGCCAGUUUCCCUGGCAGGCCAGCCUGCACUAUCAGAACCGACACCUCUGUGGGGGCUCCAUCAUCACACCGCGCUGGAUAGUGACAGCAGCACACUGUGUCUACGGGUUUGCAACAAACACCAUGCUGUGGGCGGUGCAAGUGGGAUUGACAGAUCAGCCAGUCAAUGGGGUGCUGUCUCGCUCUUUGGAGAAGAUUAUCUACCACGCCAGCUACCGACCAAAGGGCUUAAAUUAUGACAUCGCUCUAUUGAAGCUUACAGAGCCUCUUACCUUUAACGGUCUGGUUGAGCCUAUCUGCCUGCCGAACUAUGAGGAGAGAUUUGAGGAAGGGAAGAUGUGCUGGAUCUCUGGGUGGGGUGCCACAGUGGAUGGAGGGGAGACCAGUGUGUCCAUGCACUCUGCCCAGGUCCUUGUGCUCUCCAGCAGGGACUGCAGUGGACCAAGACUGUACCAGGGUGCCAUCUCCCCUUGGAUGGUCUGUGCAGGCUACCUGGAGGGGGGAAAAAACUCUUGCCAGGGGGAUAGCGGAGGCCCUCUGGCCUGUGAGGACUCGUCAGUGUGGAAGCUGGCAGGGGCCACUAGCUGGGCCUAUGGCUGUGCUGAGAGGGACAAUCCUGCCUUGUACACUCUCAUCUCCCACGCUCUGACCUGGAUCCACCAGCAGAUGGAGAAAGAAGAGGCACUGAGUUCUUGAUCCCCAAAGGACACAUUAGCUCACAUAGUUAGAGGACUUUACUCAGAGACACUAAAUAUUUGUUCUUAAGCACCACGAUGGACACAAUCCGAGGCUGAGCAAUAGCUCUAUUUUAAAGUCAGAGAAACAAGAUGGAGGGGAAUGGUGGACAAUAAGUGGAAGACUGGGGAGAUGAACUAGGGCCAGGAUUCAAUACGGACUGUGGAGGAUCCUCGUUGUAGCAAAGUCGACAUUAAAAGGUCAUUUCCGAUUGAGCCGACAUCUGCAGCGUUUACUUUGAACGCGAUCUCCACGAUCGUGGUAACAUCUCCUGUAAGUGGGGCAUAGUCAAAAAGGGUGAUCUGAUUAAUUCCUGGCCUAAACUUGGUCUCAUUAGAAGGUCGACAUCUCCACCGUGAGCCCCUUCCAUCCCUACACACAAACUGUGUAUGUAGACAAAUGGAAUAGUUGUAACACGUACUGUGUAUAGUAUACCGUUAUAUAGCAGAUGUGUUUGUAGAGAAAUAUGAUACAGAGAACGCAAGUAAAAACCUGUAUAAUUUUUAAAUGCCAUAAAGAUAUGUAUUUAUUUUUACAAAAAAAUCUUUUUCCCCCCCAAUGAUUCAUUUUUGAUGUUGCACUCAUAAGCAUGUGUGAAUUUCUUGGUACAGACGUCUUUGCACAACUAUCAAAUGUCCUCCAACACAUCCUAGUUCAUCACGUCGAUAUCCUCCCCUGAAAUACUGCGUCUACACUCUGAAAUAAAAAACUAAG